AUGGCUCGAGCCAUUCCUGGAACACAAGAACUUCAUUACUUUGAAGCCGCCUCAACUAACACAGUGAAGUGCUAUGCUACCCCGUAUACCUACCACGCAUACUACAAGAACUAUCUGGAAGACAGGGGUAUGACUUGUUUCGUCGAAAGGCAGCUCUAUCCAGCCAAGAAUAAAGUGGCAACAUUCAACUACGCGUCCAGGGAUAAUAGCGGACAAAUAGUCACUCUGUACAAUCAAGACUACCUUCUCAGAUCCAGCCCGGGAUAUAACGUCAGCAACUUUGUAGACUUUCCACAUCCGAACGGGGCGUACUCUCCAUUCCCUGUUCUUUACAGCAAGUGUGGGAAUUGCAUCAUCUACAACGAUCUCCAGCUUAGAUAUGACACCUGCGUCUUAGUGGUGGUGGAUCCUGACAACAUUGAUCCGUGCUGCCUGGAGAUGUACGACUACCUCUGUGGCCCGACGAAGAUUUUGCUCUACGACAAAUGCAACUGCGCCGAUGUCUACGCAACCGUGCAGUAA
Ornithodoros turicata is the source of this 522-nucleotide messenger RNA. RefSeq lists its product as uncharacterized. The record is from RefSeq and is a predicted model, not a curated record. NCBI's taxonomy places the organism in Eukaryota, Metazoa, Arthropoda, Arachnida, Ixodida, Argasidae. Bases 1 to 522 code for a protein of 173 amino acids. The transcript is spliced from 5 exons.